UGUUUGUGCCGUUCCAUUCCACAUUGGAGACACUAAUAAGUCAUCAGGUUCAGUCUGAUGUCAAACCCCAGAUUCCUGUGGGAGUGUGUCUAUCCUUAUACACAGUAGUAUGAUCAUCAAAUCUAUGGAAUGGUUCAUUAUCACUUAUUUCUGCCACUGAAUUCUGCUAAGUAAUCCCACUCUAUCACCUUGCUCCUGUAUUCCUAUAUAGCGAUGCUUUCUCAGCUAUUUUAUUUCGACUCAUGCAUGUUUAGCUGUAGGUGCUCACCCGGCUGCCAGACUGACUGCUAUAUAGAAAAAAAGCCAUCAAGCACUGCCUACAGGUCUAAAGGAUCCAAUGCAUGUUUGAAGGUUUGCACAACGUCUACUAAGGUCCUUCAGAUAAGAUGUAAAUCGAGGUCUUACUGUAAGUGACUGCAGUUGCAUAGUCCACCCCCUUACCCCAAGUUUAUGUAAAUCGCGUUGUACUGCUAAAUGACUAACAAUAAUACUUGUAAUAAUCCCUCCCCCCCCGGACACGGGUUCUGAAGAACAGUUUAAUGUUAAUAAUAACACUGCGCCUUUAAAUACAAAACAAACGGGCAUGAUUGUUUUUACCUCAAUCUGGUGCAUUGCUUAACACGGGCUGGAGGCGGCGACUGGAGGCGCUCGGUCCUUUGUCUCCAGCAUAAAUAAAUAAAUAAAUGAAUGACCGAAUUGGUAAUCUGAAGGUUUGGUUGCAUUCGAGAAUAAAGAAAGAACCGCCGCGGGAUUUGAAUAUUACAGAUUGCUGCACCAGCGGGUUUUUUUUUUUUUUUUUUUAUUGAAUUGAUUUAUUUAUCAGAAGAACCGCUGCACGGUUAAAACGACUCAACUACCAGCUGUCUUGAAUCACACCAUUGCAGAAUUGCAUUACGCGGGGAAACCCAUACGGCGUGACUGAGCAAUGAGGCUGGGAUACUGUGUCUCGCACUAGAAAGCAACCUUGUUAUGUCCUGAGAGGCACGGAGCUGGAUAGCUAACAGCGGCUAAAACGGACCGCCGCCUGUUGCUCGUCCUUUUCUUUUAAAAACAGGUUUUCUAAAAUGGGAAGACCACCUCAAGCGGACGGGAAUAUCAGCGUCAGGGCGGUGGAGCCCAUGCCCGGCUAUGCGGAUCUGAUAACGAGGAGCUGUUCCGCUUUGCUCCGUGCCUUCAGCGAGUGCAGGGGCUGCGGGUUUGAGCUGUCUAAAAGGACAUUUUUGGAAAACGCCAUCUUAACAUGGAGCGACGUGCUGCUGUUUGUGGUGUGCGCCCUGGGGUGGACGGUCCUGCGACGUGCGCUUUCUGCGUAUAUAUUCCGGCCGCUGGGACGCUGGUGCGCUCUGCAGCCCAAGGAUGCGUCUAAAAUGCCAGAGAGUGUGUGGAAACUGCUCUUCUACACGGCAUCCUGGUCCUACAGCGUCUACCUGCUCUUCUUCACACAGUACACCUUCUUCCAUGACCCGCCUUCCGCCUUUUAUGGCUGGAAGCAGGGGAUGGCGGUGCCCACUGACAUCGCGGUGGCCUACCUGAUCCAGGGCAGCUUCUACGGGCAUGCGAUCUACGCCACGCUGCACAUGGACACCUGGAGGAAGGACUCGGCCGUCAUGCUGCUCCACCACGUCAUCACCCUGGCGCUCAUCGCCUUCUCCUACGCAUUCAGGUAUCACAACGUGGGAAUCCUGGUUCUCUUUCUGCAUGAUGUAAAUGACAUCCAGCUGGAGUUCACCAAGCUCAACGUGUACUUGAAGAACCGGGCCGGAGUCUACCACCUCUUCAACGACCUGGUCUCCAACCUGGGCUGUGUGAGCUUCAGCACCACCUGGUUCUGGUGUCGACUUUACUGGUUCCCUCUUAAAGUCCUCUAUGCUACCUGUGUCUCCAGCCUGCAGUCUGUUCCCAAUAUCCCUUUCUACUUUUUCUUCAACACUCUGCUGUUUGCGCUCACCCUGAUGAAUAUCUACUGGUUUCUGUACAUUGUGCUGUUCGUGGUAAAGGUGCUGACAGGGCAGAUGACGGAAGUGAACGAUGUCCGGGAGUACGAUAUCGAGGACAGCAAGAAGACCGCUCUGCACAAGAAGGAACCCGACCGACCGCAUCACAGCUCCUGGAAAGAACGGACUUGCUUGAAGAACGGCACUGUGAAGGACAAGCGCUUGAAGAACGGCAUUGUGAAGGACAAGCGCUUGAAGAACGGCAUUGUGAAGGACAAGUUCUUGUAACGGCCCCUGUAGCACCACCUUGUGGCAGGGAGCUGCACUGCAAGCCCAGAUGAUAUCCCUCCUCUGUAUCCAAGUCAAUGUAAAUAUGCUCUGCAGUUCUACACCCUUUUUUUCCUCCAAAUUGCACUAUAAAAAGUCUUGGUGUGUUUGAGUUGAUUUUCUCCUUCAAAACUGAGUGAAACUGAAUGCGGGAUUAAUCAGAAAAAAAGAUUUGAAAUCAGUAAUGUCAAUUCACUAGCCCCUCUUGCAUGAAGCGGGCUCAGGUCACAAGUGAAUUGAGUUUGCUGGUCUCAGCCAAGCCCUUCACUGGAUGUUGCAAAGCCACAGGCACAGUUCAGCGCAGCUGGCAGCCUUUUCUAGUACUGAGAAGCCUGGGACUUGACAUCAGGCAGGGUAGAGCUGCGCUCGCUGGCAGAGCUGUGAGAGGACUGCCCUAUAGCACCUACCUGCCUGCCGGCUCCAUAUACCUGGCUGAAUCUAGUGCCACUGUCUCUGUCUUAAUCCUAAAAAAAGAAGAAAGAAAACAGGGCUUACACUGCUUCUGUAUGUAAGUGAAAUUGGUGACACGUCUUAAGGUAACCUUGUUUAAGGACGGGAGAGUGAGGGCUAAUAUGACACUCUACAGUGACAUCACCUUCCCUCCACUGCACAUGAAAUCUUAUAUAGAAUUCACAAAAUCAUGUUAAAAAACACUUCUUAAACACAGUGUAUCUUACUUGCAAACUUCAGAUACCUUUUAGUAAAGCUACAGAGAGUACUGUACCUGUUUUAAAGAUGGAUCAGUGCUGCAUAGAUAGGAGUUGCUUUACUGAGCUCAAGCAAGCCCCGCUGUCUGUACUGGACAUCCUGCAGGUGAAAUUACAGCAAGCUGAACAACUCAAUUCUUUUAAGAAAGACGUUCGCUCUCCGGCUUCUUCACAAUGAAUCCUCUUGAGAAUUGAACUGAGCUGAACGCCGUGAAGCUAAUGCAGAUUUCUCCAGAGGCAGGACAGCUCUGAAUGACUGCGCUGUUUUUUACCCCACUACAGUAUUGCAUGCAGCUGUACAUACCUCGCUGUUCACUUGUCAGAGGAUUCUAUUCUUUUGCAUGGUGAACAUGUUUUUGAGCAAAUGCACGCAGCGAUCCGACACGUGCGUUGAGAACGUUUCUUGAGAGCGUUUUUGUGCCUCUUCAAAAACCUUUCUCUGUUAAUGUUAAAGUCCCCUCAUUCCACAAACUGGGUUCAAAUGCAUUUUCUUGUUGCAAUUAGUAAAGCUCUUAAUUUAUUUUAACUGUAGAGUUUCUGCAAAUGUGAAACACAAAGCUCUUUACUGAUUUCGUUUUUAUGGUUAAACAUAACUUAUAAUGGAACUGGUAAGUUUUGCAGAAGUUAGAAUGCACACCAAGUUUCGCUGUACAUUUCAUAGCAUAGCAUGGGUUACAGUGAAUGUAGGAAUUAUCUGGGAAAUUGCUCUUGGUUCUGGUACAUCAACAUGAUCUGAUUUCUAGUGAUCUAAGAAGUUCCACUGUUAAUCAAAAGUCCCUUCAUAAUGUAUUAACUGGUCUGUCGAUUACAAUCAGCAACUGCCCAGACAGCAUCUUAGUAUUUAAAAAAAGUGAUACAAUAGUAGAGCCACACUGCAAUGCUCAAGGAUGAAUUAACAUACACACAUAUAUACCUACAGUGCAUGUGAAUUAUGUUAAUUCUUUUAUUUCACACUGAUCAGAGUCAGGUUUGGAAUAUACUCAUAAAGUCUCUUUAGCAUGUGUAGUUGUAGAUUUUAAUUUUUGUAUCGCUCAGUGGCUGUUUAAAGUACACCUGAACUUUUAUAAAUAUAGUAUUUACUGUAGAGCUGGUUUUAAAACACAGAUGAGAGAUUUAAAGCUCAGGAUUCGUGCCGAUCGGGGUCUGAGAGCAUAUGGUAUAAAAUCCUUUUGAAGUUCUUUUUUUUUUAAGCUUGAAAAAUUAGCAUUUUGGGGGAAAAUAGGAAUUCAUGGAAUAAACAAGAGUAAAUUAUGGGUUCUGUUUUUUUGUAUUUGGGAGAAAUCAUGUGAUUUGUAUCCCACUCGGCACUGAAUGCUUUUUUUUAAGUUUGUCUUUGGAAAGCAUGCACAAUGGCUACAGUAACAGAGACCCGUCAUUAGUAAAUAUACAGCUGUUUUCUUGUGACACACCUGCCAAUGCAGUUUGAGUUAAAACUUAGCUUAUGACAGCAAAAAAGGACCAGGCAAAUACACCUUGAGACCCCAAGAGGGAGCUGGAAUGCUUGAGGCUAUAAUGGACAUGGUUUUUGAUUUAAAAAAAAAAAAAAAAAAAACUACAGAACUCUGAAUAUUACUCCACAUUUGCAUCGCCGACCAAAAGUAUUAGUAUUUUUCACUAAGCUAAAACAUCCUUUUUUUCAUUUCUUAGAUUUUGUAUUUAAAGUCAGACGUGUUUCCAUCUUUAUUUUUUUAAAUACCAGAGUUUUGUGAAUGAAACUAGUCACAUAUUCAAUGUAGCGCACAUGCCACUCUCUCUGGUUUUUGUGGUUGGUGUCUGGACAGUGUUAUCACAGAUCUAGUUUACACGUGUUACAUUUUGCUGAUAUGUGGUUCUUAAGCUACCUGGGUACAUUACUCCUGUAACAGUUCCUGCCAGUCGUUGCGUUUGCGUGGCUGGUGUACCGCAGGCUGGAGGAUCCUGUUUCUUGCUGGCAUCAUCGUUUUCUUUCAGUGCUCUUGAACGGGUGGUGAACUCAACAUUCAUGAGCCUGAAACAGUAGGGCUCUGAUACUGUGUGAGCGACUAACUUAGCAGUGUCUGUGCAGCCUAGAUUGCUUAAAAAUAUUGUUUUUAAUCUUUUCUAUUUCCUAGUAGUAUCAAAUUAAUCUUAAAUGGAUCUGUGCAUUUGUUGAUUUUUUUUUUUUUUUUCCUGGGGCUUUUAGAUCUGCAGUUUCCAUUUGACCCCAAAUCAAGUGUUUGCAUUUAUCCACACAGAUUUCAACCCAUCACCCCUCUCCUCGUACCAGGCAAGAAACGAUGAACCCCAAUCCUUCUAAUUCUGCAUGCAUGUUCAGUGGAUGUGAAAAAACGUGUAAGAAAUUUUUUUUUGUAAUAAAAUGUAAAUGUUUAAACCACUAAAGUUUUAUCUGUUCACAAGAAUAAAAACUUUUUUUUUGUA
Molecule: messenger RNA, 5365 nt
Organism: Polyodon spathula (Mississippi paddlefish)
Lineage: Eukaryota; Metazoa; Chordata; Actinopteri; Acipenseriformes; Polyodontidae
Product: ceramide synthase 1-like
Exons: 7
Coding region: 1065-2222 (385 amino acids)
Biological process (GO): ceramide biosynthetic process
Cellular component (GO): membrane
Molecular function (GO): sphingosine N-acyltransferase activity
Source: RefSeq, a predicted model, not a curated record